Messenger RNA from Musa acuminata AAA Group (dessert banana), 1050 nucleotides. RefSeq lists its product as uncharacterized. The record is from RefSeq and is a predicted model, not a curated record. NCBI's taxonomy places the organism in Eukaryota, Viridiplantae, Streptophyta, Magnoliopsida, Zingiberales, Musaceae. The coding region runs from base 303 to 698 and encodes 131 amino acids. The transcript has 3 exons.
UUUGUUUCCUUUUUCUGGAGCGGCAGUAUUCAGGUCGCCUACAAACAAAAAGGCAUUUACGUCAGUAGAUCUGCUAGCAAAUCAGCUAUAAAUUGCUACAGAUACCGUUUCCCUGUCCUCACACGCUCCCUGCGCUUUCCUUUCGUCCGCUCACAUCUUUUCGUUCUCUUUCUCCUCCGUCUCCCUCGAUAAAUUGCCCUCAAGCAUUCACUUGGACGGAGGCUGGAAUCUAAAAGUUUACAUCUUGCGGACAACUGAAUCUUUGUGUGAUAGAACAAAGCUAUCUCGCUGGUUUCGAGGAGAUGGAGGUGGCGGCAAACGGGAGAAACGCGGUGGUUUGCCCCAAGCCGCGGUGGAUCAACCCGAACCGGCCAUGGCAAACACGUAAUCAGGCAAAACCUUCUGCGCUUUCUGAUAUUUUCCUUUCAGAGGACGGGGAAGCUAAUCAAAUGUCAUCGUCGUCACCACCAUUCUUCGCUGGAUCUCCACCGGUGCGAUCCACAAACCCACUGAUCCAUGACGCCUGCUUCGGCGACGACAAGCUGGUGCUUCCUUUCCUCCUACAUCCUGCGCCGCCUUCGGUGGCUUUGGAGGCGCCCGCCAAGUUCCGUCUCCAGCCUGCCGCCAUGAGAGUCGAGGGCUUCGAGUGCCUCGAUCGAGACCGAAGAAGAGGCCAUGGCAUCGCCGCCAUUGCCUGAAGGAUCCUCCAAAACACCAUGAGCUCCUCGAGUCAUCUAUCGAGACCCUAGUUACUGUACAUAUCGUCGUCUUAAAGUUCUCCUUUUUGAGUGGAUGGAAUAAGGGAAGAGUGAGUGCGAGACAAUCUUUUCCUCCUCUUCUCCAUCUCUUUUCUUCUUGUUGUAUAUUUUUGGAGUCUUGUCGGUAGGAGAUGAGUCAAUGAUGUCUUGGUUUUGGGUUCGUUGGAGUUAGAUAUUGGAGGUUUGUGGAUCGGGAAAGAACCAAAAAGAUUCUUUUUUGUGUCAUAAGAUUUGUAUUACGUAUCUGUGCAAUCCAGUGUCCUUCGUGGCUUUGUUCUUCCAUGUUUGUGAU